AGGCGCUCUGCCUGGCAGGAAGCGUCUCCGCCGCGUUUCUGUCCACGCGCCAACCAUGGCGCCUUCUCCGGCCGUGCUGACCCGGCUGCUGUGUGCAGGUGUGUGGCGCUGGCCAAGUUUCCUGCAGAAGGCGACCCCGGGCCCGGCGGGGCUGAAUGGUAGGACAGUGUCGGGAGCUCAAGUCCCCGUGGUCAGCGAGCCCCAGGACGACGACGAUCUCCAGAGCAGGAUCCUAGAUGUGCCCCUGCAACAUUCGGACUUCUUCAAUGUCAAGGAGCUGUUUUCUGUGAAGAGCCUCUUCGAGGCCCGAGUACACCUGGGCCAUAAAGCCGGUUGCCGGCAUAGGUUUAUGGAGCCAUACAUCUUUGGGAACCGCCUGGGUCAAGACAUCAUCGACCUGGAACAGACAGCCUUGAACCUACAGCUGGCCUUGAACUUCACCGCUCAUGUGGCCUACCGCAAGGGCAUCAUCCUGUUCGUGAGCAGGAAUCGGCAGUUCUCUCACUUGAUCGAGAAGACAGCCCAGGACUGCGGAGAGUACGCCCACACGCGUUACUUCAAGGGUGGUCUGCUGACGAACGCACACCUCCUCUUUGGGCCCACAGUCCGCCUGCCAGACCUCAUCAUCUUCCUGCACACGCUCAACAAUGUCUUUGAGUCCCAUGUGGCUGUGAGGGAUGCUGCCAAGAUGAACAUCCCCACGGUGGGCAUUGUGGACACCAACUGCAACCCGUGCCUCAUCACUUACCCUAUCCCUGGCAACGAUGACUCGCCCCAAGCUAUCCAGCUCUUCUGCAAGCUUUUCCAGACAACCAUCAACAGGGCCAAGGAAAAGAGGAGGCAGAUGGAGGCACUGCAUCGGCUGCAGAGUUCUAGGGGGUCUGAGGGCAGUGGGACAUCUGCACCUGAUAAAAGCCAUUCCCCAUGACGGGAACCUCUGCUCCCACACUAGACAGGCAAGCCUGUUCUGAGCAGGAAACUCCUGUCCAACCCUGCCUGUAUCCUCAUUCCCCAUCCUCAGCAUCAGAGUCCUAUAUUCCCAGAUCUGGCCACCCCAGAGUCCGAUCAUCCUGAGUUAAACCUGGUCUGCCUUUUUUCUGGGAGCAAACUCAAGUAAAGUACAUAUCCAUGUGGCCUCUGGCAUCCACUAAGACUUGGACAUAGCUAGCCAAAUGGAAGGCACUGUUUCUCUCUUGUCAGGAAGCCCUUGCUUCCACUUUGGGUGUGUAUCAGGUGGGUUUUCAAUUAAAAUUAAUACUUCAUUCUCUGUCAGAAAUUCCGAGCAAGACAAUACUGAUGUCCCUUAGGGCCCCCAAUAGUCGCCUCUAGAUCUAUAACCAGACUUAAAGGCUAAGCAGGCUCCUAGAAGGGUAGGAAGUAUAGUCCCUAAGGAGGUGUGCUGCACCAUUAAAGAGCUUACUGAGUUUGCUAAUCCAUUCAAGCAGUCGGGAAUAUGUGUAGGAGUGGAUUUUAAGGUGUGGGAUAAUGGUGAAAGGAACACAGAACUGAAUCAGGCUGAGUUUGUUGAAAAGGACCCUCUGAGUGGAGAUCUAGGUUCACUACAGAAACUCGCAGUUAAAAUAAAAAAGUGUCCACAGUUUGCUUGAAAGGUUGGCUGAAGCAUUUGUCAAAAGAUGACCUGGGAGCAGGAAGGUCCUUGUGCCCACAGAUCAUUGGGGAAACCAGAAAUAUUAAUCACACAGAUGUCUCCUCAAAGAAGGGGUAAAUACCUGCUUUCCAUGAAGAAGGCUGGAAGUGGAUACUGUUAUGACUUGGUGACCUUUGCUAUCUGUAGAACCAGACCUCACCCAAAGUCCUCAGGAUGUUUACCUAGACUUCCCCUCCUUAGACCUUUUUUGGUUUUUUGAUUUUCAGUUUGGUUUGUUUGGUUUUGGUUUUUCAGGACAGGCUUUCUCUGUGUAGCCUUAACUAUCCUGGAACACACUCUGUACAUCUCAAACUCACAGAGAUCCGCCUGCCUCUGCCUCCCAGAGUGCUGGGAUUAAAGACGGGCCACCACUGUCCCAUUAGCUUUGUUUAUCAGUCAAUAGAACUCAUCCUUAGGGGAGAUGUCACAGGUCCUUUAAAACCUGCUGACCUCUAUAUAGGCUAUCUGGGUCAGAGACCAGACAGAUCCUAGGCCCUUAAACAACAGAACCCAUCUUCAUGGUCACAUGUACUUUGAGCUGAGUUUCAGUGUGAUUAUGCCUCCCUGUGCAUCAGGGAUUAUAUUACACCAGGAAGCUUUUUUUCCCAAAUUGUACCAUGUUUAAAUGUGCUUACAAUAAACCACCUGAUGUCAGAUGCUCUAGAACUUGGAACCAGCACCAACUAAGUUGGACUGAACUGAGUUUUCCUUCAAGGUUUGUUUCUCUGCAGGCCUUGACACUUACAGGGACCCCCAUAGCAUACUGAAAAGGAGUUGGAGUUGCCUGAUAUCCCUUGGUUUAGUGUUGACAAAGGGUUUUUAAAGUUCAGGGAAAUUGCAGUGCUGAAGUGAGUAUGUUGUGUAAAACAUACUCCACAUGGGAAGGCCUAGAAGACACACCCUUCACUAAUCCUGUAAGACACAAAAUGGUGAGGGGCAGAAGCACAUUUAAGAAGAUCUGCUGUCACGUACUGGCUUUGUGGGAGCCUAGGCAGUUUGGAUGCUCACCUUACUAGACCUGGAUGGAGGUGGGUGGUCCUUGGACUUCCCACAGGGCAGGGAACCCUCGUCUUUGGGCUGACGAGGGAG
Molecule: messenger RNA, 2737 nt
Organism: Microtus oregoni (creeping vole)
Lineage: Eukaryota; Metazoa; Chordata; Mammalia; Rodentia; Cricetidae
Gene: Mrps2
Product: mitochondrial ribosomal protein S2
Exons: 4
Coding region: 56-928 (290 amino acids)
Biological process (GO): translation
Cellular component (GO): ribosome; mitochondrial small ribosomal subunit
Molecular function (GO): structural constituent of ribosome
Source: RefSeq, a predicted model, not a curated record